UCAUAUUUUAGCAAUAUGGCGGACAGAGAUAACCUGUUAUCUGUCUCAUGGCACGACAGCGCCUGGAUCCCAAUGUUGAAUGCACAGAACGUGAUGGAUUACUUCAGCGAGCGAUCAAACAGUUUUUAUGACAGGACGUGCAAUAAUGAAAUCAUCAAAAUGCAGCGGCUUAACCCAGAGCAACUCAAUAACAUGACGGGUGUUGAAUACAUUCUACUCCAUGUACAAGAACCAAUCCUAUAUAUUGUAAGAAAGCAGCAUAGACAUUCCCCAAAUCAAGUGACAGCGCUUACUGAUUACUACAUCAUAGCUGGGGUUGUAUACCAGGCUCCAGACCUUGGCUCAGUCGUCAGUUCACGAUUGCUGAAUGCAACAUUUAACCUCCAGUCUUCCUUUGAAGAAGCCCAGUCUUACUCCAGAUACCACCCAUCUAAGGGCUACUGGUUUGAGUUCAAAGACAAAGAUCAAGCAGAAUCCAGUAAGAAAGAUGGGAAGAAGAAAAAAGAAGAGCCGAGCUCUAUAUUCCAAAGGCAGCGGGUAGAUGUUCUCCUUACAGACCUCGCAAACAAAUUCCCUCCUAAACAGCCACCCCCUCCUGCCCCAGUGGAGAAGCAAGAAGAUGUUAAAGCUGAGAAACCUGCCACAAUACCAAAUAUUAAACGAGAAAAACCAGAUGAUACUCAAGGACAGAAUAAAGUAAAUGGAAAUAGACAACCACCUGAAAAGAAACCAAAGUUAAUGAGGUGA
This is a messenger RNA of Owenia fusiformis, 747 nucleotides long. The record is from the annotation of a GenBank genome assembly. Lineage: Eukaryota; Metazoa; Annelida; Polychaeta; Sabellida; Oweniidae.